UCCCCCUUGCCGGCCGGAGCCGGAAGUUGAGCGUCAGCUGCCGGCGCGUAGCCCUCCGCGGGCCGCACCGCACCAUGCUCCGCGCCUCCGGCCGCCGCCUCGGGGCCGCCGUAGCACCUGCCGUGGCCCUGGCUGCGGCGUUGCUCUCGUCUCUCGCGCGCUGCUCUCUCCUGGGGCCCAGCGACCCAGUGGCCUCGGUAUUGAGCCCCUACUUCGGCACCAAGACUCGCUACGAGGAUGUCAACCCCGGGCUGGUUUUGGACCCCGAGGCGCCGCGGCGGGACCCGGAGCUGCUGGAGGGCACCUGCACCCCGGUGCAGCUGGUCGCCCUCAUCCGCCAUGGCACCCGCUACCCCACGGCUAAACAGAUACGCAAGCUGAGGCAGCUGCACUGGCUGCUGCAGGCCCGCGGCCGCGGCAGUGCGGGCGGUCGCGACCUGGGCGCCGCGCUGGCCGAUUGGCCCCUGGGGUACGCCGACUGGAUGGACGGGCAGCUGGUGGAAAAGGGACGGCAGGACAUGCGACAGCUGGCGCUACGCCUGGCAUCGCUGUUCCCGGCCCUCUUCAGCCGGGAGAACUACGGCCGCCUCCGUCUCCUCACCAGCUCCAAGCACCGCUGCGUGGACAGCGGCGCCGCCUUCCUGCAGGGGCUGUGGCAGCACUACCACCCUGGGUUGCCGCCGCCGGACGUCGCAGAUAUGGAGUGUGGACCUCCAAGGAUUAAUGAUAAAUUGAUGAGAUUCUUUGAUCAUUGUGAGAAGUUUUUAACUGAAGUGGAAAGGAAUGCUACGGCUCUUUAUCACGUAGAAGCCUUCAAAACUGGACCAGAAAUGCAGAACAUUUUAAAAAAAGUUGCAGCUACUUUGCAAGUGCCAGUAAAUGAUUUAAAUGCAGAUUUAAUUCAGGUAGCUUUUUUUACCUGUUCAUUUGACCUGGCAAUUAAAGGUGUUAAGUCUCCUUGGUGUGAUGUUUUUGACAUAGACGAUGCAAGGGUAUUAGAAUAUUUAAAUGACCUGAAACAGUACUGGAAAAGAGGACAUGGCUAUACUAUUAAUAGUCGAUCCAGUUGCACCUUGUUUCAGGAUAUCUUCCAGCACUUAGACAAAGCAGUUGAACAGAAGCAAAGGCAAAGAUACAGAGAGAGAGAGACAAAGAGCUUCUAUCCGCUGGUUCACUCCCCAAAUGGCCACAACUAUGCCAGACUGAAGCCAGGAGCCAGGAGCUUCUUCAGGUCUCCCAUAUUAGAGAAAUUCAGCAACUUGCUUCCUGUUUUCUCAAAGUCUCAACCGAUUUCUUCUCCAGUCAUUCUCCAGUUUGGUCAUGCAGAGACCCUUCUACCACUGCUUUCUCUCAUGGGCUACUUCAAAGACAAGGAGCCCCUGACAGCUUAUAAUUAUAAGGAACAAAUGCAUCGGAAGUUCCGAAGUGGUCACAUUGUACCUUAUGCCUCAAACCUGAUAUUUGUGCUUUACCAUUGUGAGAACGCUAAGACUCCUAAAGAACAAUUCCAAGUGCAGAUGUUGCUGAAUGAAAAGGUGUUACCCUUGGCUCACUCACAGGAAACUGUUUCUUUGUAUGAGGAUCUGAAGAACUACUACAAGGACAUCCUUCAGGGUUGUCAGAACAGUGAAGAAUGUGAAUUACCAAAGGUGAACAGUACAUCUGAUGAGCUGUAAGCCACUAGAGAAAACUUUUAAUUCUUCACCAAACUGUAGGGGUGAUUACAUGCUUUUAAGAGGUAGGCAAUCCUUUGAUUACAGAGAAUUUUCACAUUUCUUGAGUAUUUCUUUUCACAGAAAAAUGUUUCUUUUUGGAUCUGGACAUGAUAUAUAAGAAAUGAUUCUUCACUGGGGCAGCUUCUUAAAGAGAAAAAUAUCUAUUUAUUGAAACAGCUGGCACUGCAGAUAUUAACAGAAAUGAAAUUCUUCCUGUUUAAGAAACCUCACACUGAGAUAGGAAGGAUGUAAUUUCAAAAUGAUACUUGAAAAAUGCUUGAGUAACAAUUAAUAAAAUAUUAAUUGAAUGACUCAUCAUUUGAUUGAACUGAGUCUAGGGACUACCAAAUGUGCUAAAGUUCUUUUUGCCUUAGGUAGGACAAUUCUGGUAUUAAUUGUCUGUGUUAAUCAGAAAUGUUGUGAUAAACCGAGUAUUACUUGGGAAGAAAGCUAACAUCUUUCUAGAUGAGAGUUUGAAACUUACAGAGCAGAGUCUGAUUUAAAGAGACGCUUUCACUGGAGCAAGAUAAAAAGUAUAAUGUGUUUGUUGGUAGUAUUUGUAAAACAUUUGAAUACUUUUUCAAUAAUUCCUUAAAGCUUCUAAUAGGUCUUAGGUUGUCUUAAAUUAUCAUACCACUUUUACAGAGAUAGCAGUGGAAGGACAAACAGAACAGUUACCAACAAGUCAGAUGGAUGGAAUCAAAGUUUCUUAAAUCUAUUGCUUAGCUAUCUUUUCUGUUGUUACUGGCUUCUGUUUUUAUAUUUUGCUUUAUGAAAUGUAUCUUUUGCUUGUUUGAUUUUUUUUUAAUAAAGACUUCAUUAUGGCUGGCUUUGUUUUCACAGAUUUGAACCUAUCUCAAAGAAGUAGUUCUGAGUUCUGUCAAAUACCAUGAGACUGUUACAAUAAUAAAAUUCUUGUGACUUUACUAACACA
Oryctolagus cuniculus (rabbit) is the source of this 2649-nucleotide messenger RNA. Lineage: Eukaryota; Metazoa; Chordata; Mammalia; Lagomorpha; Leporidae. The record is from RefSeq and is a predicted model, not a curated record.